Passer domesticus (house sparrow) is the source of this 2393-nucleotide messenger RNA. It is a transcript of the gene SLC38A8, whose product is annotated as solute carrier family 38 member 8. The transcript is spliced from 7 exons. Gene Ontology annotation, biological process: amino acid transmembrane transport. The record is from RefSeq and is a predicted model, not a curated record. Bases 342 to 1901 code for a protein of 519 amino acids. NCBI's taxonomy places the organism in Eukaryota, Metazoa, Chordata, Aves, Passeriformes, Passeridae. Gene Ontology annotation, molecular function: L-amino acid transmembrane transporter activity.
CAGCCUCCUCUGUGCAGGUCCUCUGCAGCAUCAGUCACCCCAUCCUGGUAUCCUGGCAUCCCCUCUGCCUGUGUGGAGCAAGGAGUGGGAUGGGAUGGCUCCUCUCCACAGUCUCCCAGUGCAGGAAAGCACGAGUGGGCUUUUAGCUGCUUUGGAGACACGCAGGGGUGCCAGCCUCAUCCUGCACCCAAUGAGUUAUGAGGGGUGGGAGCUGCAGCCGCCUUCCUUCACCCUUCCCGGGGCACUCCCUAAUGCCCCUUGGCGGCACUUUCAUGCCUGGGUGAACAGAGCAGGAUGAGGGUGGCCUCAGUCCGCCCAGCGCUGUGGUGCUAAUCUCGGGGAUGGUGAGAGCACGGGCCCGCUGCUGGGAGCUGGAGGGGCGCUCUGAGGGCCGGGGGCGCCGCGCGGGGCUGUCAGCAGCACGGGGCUGUCCAUGUGUGAGCUCCUUUCAGGGCUUCCCACGGCCAACUCCCCCCGGCGCCCCCUCCCCACGGCCCGCGGGGGCGGGGGGUCCGCGCAGCCCCGCUCUGCCCGCGCCGCCCCCGGGGCCCUGCGGCGGGGCCGCGCCCCCCCGGCCACAGCCCUGCCGGCAUGGAGCGGGCGGCGGGCGAGGCCCGGCCCCUGCUGCCGGCGGCGGGGGGCUCCGCCGCGCCCUCCUCGCCCGGGCUCUCCUCCGCCGGCGCCGUCUUCAUCCUGCUCAAGUCUGCGCUGGGCGCGGGGCUGCUGAGCUUCCCCUGGGCCUUCGGCAGGGCCGGCGGGGCCGUUCCCGCCCUCCUGGUGGAGCUGGCCCACAGGGUGAUCUGGCCGGUAACCUGGUCCCUGUCCGUGGGCCGGCUGUGUCCUGUCCUGCCCUGGGGGUGACGGAGGGCGGCGCGGUGCCUUUGCUGGCUGUGUCCCCGCAGGGCUCGCUGGUGUUCCUGGUGAGCGGGCUGGCCGUGCUGGGCUAUGCCGCGGCCCUCAGCGCCCAGCCCACCUACCAGGGCGUGGUGCGGGCCGUGUGCGGCGCGGCCCUGGGCAAGCUCUGCGAGGUCUGCUUCCUCCUCAACCUCUUCAUGAUCUCCGUGGCCCUCCUCAGGGUGGUGGGCGACCAGCUGGAGAAACUGUGUGACUCCCUGUACCCCAACGGGACACUGAGUGGGGCUCCUCAGCUGCCCCCCUGGUACGUGGACCAGCGCUUCACCCUCUCAGCUCUCUGUGUCCUCGUCAUCUUCCCACUCUCUGUCCCCAAGGAGAUCGGCUUCCAGAAGUACUCCAGCAUCCUGGGCACGCUGGCUGCCUGCUACCUCUCUCUGGUCGUCAUCCUGAAAUACUACCUGCAGGCAGAGAGCCUGCGAUUGACUGAGCCGCCCCAGCCCUCCAGGUCCUCGUCCUGGACCUCCGUCUUCAGUGUCAUUCCCACCAUCUGCUUUGGCUUCCAGGUCCGUGGUGAAGGACUUGUGGGCAGCCCCGAAGCGCGGGGCCGUGGCGGUGCCUGGGGCACACGAGCGGCGGAGCCGGGUGGCACUGACGGUCACCUGGAUGGCUGCCACGCUGGGCAUCGCCCUGUUCGUCCCCGACAUCGGCAAAGUCAUCGAGCUCAUCGGGGGCAUCAGCGCCUUCUUCAUCUUCAUCUUCCCAGGGCUGUGCCUCGUGUGUGUGAGCGGGACCCGCAGCCUUGGGCCACGCAAAAGGUGAGUGUCUGCGUGCUCAGCGGUGGUGGGGGCAAGGGAGGGCACAGGGACAGGGCCAGGGUGAGGUGUCCUAUGGGCCGUGGCCAGGGCAGAUUCCUGGGGAUCUGGUCAAGGUGGGAACCCUGCAAGGAGGGGAAUUUGGGUGCCCCAAAGUGCUCUGUGGGGCUGUGCCUGGGAAUGGUCCCUGUGUACCAGGGCUGUGUCCAGGCAUCAAGGAGGUGCCCAGAGUGACUUUAGGGGCAGAAGAGCUGUGGGGUUUAGUGGCACUGGGGCACAAGGUGGGGUCAGGUUGGGGGUCGGAGGGACAGGGUGCCCCAAGACAGGAGGCCAUCAGGUGUUUGGUGUCUGUUGUGCCGGGGUGGUGUGCCCCCAUCACCACUCCUGGCUGGAGGGGCUGGGGCACAGCAGCACCCAUGUCAGGGGACCUGACAUGGUGCUGGUGAGUUUGGGAUAAGUGUGUGCUUCAGCCUGUCUGUGGUGCCCCUGGAGGAGCAGCAGAGUUUGAGGGAGGAUGGCGAUUAUGAGGUGGGUGGAGGCAGCACCCCAGGACAUUGGGGUCUUGGUCAGGAGGGUGCUCUGGGGACCAGUGAACAUCUGGGGAGGGGUGAGGGUGUCCCAAAGGGUGCCAAAUGCUGGAGGGGCCAAGGCAGAAAGUCAGCAGGGGCACCCAGGUGGGUGACAAAGGCUUGGAGAGGUCCCUUGGGGAGACCUGCCAGAGCAUCA